GCUGCAGGGCAGACUGUGGUUUUCUCUUCCAUCUCCAGCUCCUUGUUGGACGCUCAACCUCCAGUUGCCAUAACUGAGAUCCAGCAAUAUGGCCAUCACGUACAACGUCCAGGUGGUGACGGGCAACUUCCUCCGUUCGGGCACUCUCGACUCCAUUUUCAUCACCUUGGUGGGCACCGAGGGCGAGAGUCCCAAAACUGCACUAGACAACUGGGGUGUGGAUUUCUACCCUGGAGCGGUGAGUGAUUACAAAGUCUCUUGUGAGCAUGACCUGGGAGAAAUUGUGCUCAUCCGGCUCCAUAAAGUAUUCAAACUCGAACUCUUCUCCACAAGCUGGCACUGCAGUUCUCUCACUGUGACGUCCCCAAAAGGAGAGACCUACCGUUUCCCCUGCUACCAGUGGAUGGAAGGGCAGCAGAAACUGGAGCUGAGGGAAGGAACUGCAAAAAUCCCUGCCAUGGACACUCUGCCCUUGCUCAAAGAGUUCCGGAUAAAGGAGGUUCAGAACCGGCAGUCAGAUUAUGAGUGGAAAGUUUAUGCUGAAGGUGUCCCCUACUGUCUGAACGUCUCAUCCAUGGAGGAGCUGGAAAGUGAGGUCAAGUUUUCUUUCACCAAAGCAGCCCUUUUUGCAGAACGCUCUGCAAGCAAGAAGAUAGAGCUGAAGCUGAAAGGUUAUUCUGAUAGCCAAGAAUCCUGGGAGAACCUGGAGGACAUCAAGAAUGUUUUCUGGUUCAACAAAUCAGAGAUGUCAGAAUUCAUCACAGAACACUGGGAAGAAGAUGUGUUCUUUGGGUGCCAGUUCUUGAAUGGAUUGAACCCAAGACUGAUCCGGAAAUGUACUGAAAUCCCACCGAAUUUCCCUGUGACGCAGGAGAUGGUGGCCAAGUCCCUUGGGAAUGGCACCACGUUGCAGGAAGAGCUGAAGAAGGGCAAUAUUUUCAUUGCUGACUACCGCGUCUUGGAAGGCGUUCCUGCAGGGGUGAAUAAUGGAAGCCAACAGUACCUGACUGCUCCCUUGUGCCUGCUGCAUGUCACUGCGCAGAAGCAUCUCAUGCCCCUGGCGAUCCAGCUCACCCAGACCCCGGGCCCAGAGUCGCCCAUCUUCCUGCCAAGCGACUCCAAAUGGGACUGGAUCCUGGCAAAGACCUGGGUGCGAAAUUCCGACUUCCAUGUUCAUCAGGCAAUCACCCACCUGCUCCGGACACACCUCUUGGCGGAGGUCUUCACCCUGGCCACGAUCCGCCAGCUGCCCAUGUGCCACCCGCUCUACAAGCUCCUGAUUCCUCACACGCGCUACACCCUUCACAUCAACACCGUGGCACGUGACAGCCUCAUUUCUGAAGGAGGGGUCUUCGACAAGUCAACCGGCGUUGGUUACCAGGGCUUGGUGAAAGUAUUGCAGAAAGGUACCCAAGCCUUGACCUACUCUUCCCUCUGCCUGCCGGAAGAUCUGGAAGCUCGCGGAGUAUCCUCAUUGCCCAAGUAUUACUACAAGGAGGACGGCCUGAAGAUCUGGGCAGCCGUGGAGAGGUUUGUCUCUGGCAUUGUCGACUUGUAUUAUAAAAACGAUCGCUCUGUACAGGAAGAUUCUGAACUGAAGAAGUGGAUAGAGGAGGUCUAUGAGAAAGGCUUUCUGGCGCAAGAGUCUUCCGGCAUCCCUUCCUCAUUCACUUCGGUGGCAGAGCUCAAAAAGUUCCUGACGAUGGUGAUUUACACCUGUUCAGCCCAGCAUUCAGCAGUCAACAGUGGGCAGUUUGAUUUUGGUGCCUGGAUGCCCAACUUCCCAUCCUCGAUGAGGAAGCCCCCUCCUACCACCAAAGGCUCAGCGAACUUGCAGAACUACAAAGACACCAUCCCACAGAUCAACACCACGUGUAAAAUUCUGAGCACCUUGUGGUUACUCAGUGCCUAUCCGGGAGACAUGAUCCCUCUGGGCAAGUACCCAGAUGAGCAUUUUACUGAAGCCGCACCCCAAAGGCACAUUAGUGCUUUCCAAGAGGACCUGAAGAAGAUUUCCAAUGAAAUUGAGAAGAGGAAUGAGUCUCUGGCCAAAAUGGGGGGUCCCCUCCCUCUCAGCUACGAGUAUUUGUACCCCCCAAGUUUCGAGAACAGCGUCUCUAUCUAAGCGACAGAAUGGAAACCUCCUUCAGCAGCUGUUUCUCCAGACUCUCUGUUUCUGUAUCUUAUUUACGUGUUUUCUUUUGUGUAUGUUUAAGCAGCAUGAUGUGCCUGGAGAAGGUAGAUAUCAGAAUCAGGCUGUUGGGUGAAGCGUUUUCCUUACUGGUGGGUCGGUGCCAUCCAAGAUUUGACUCUGGUUAACAUAGGAUGUCUAUUGUGUCAGAUGGAAUGAAUAUUAAAUAUAUAUAUAUAUUUGAAUGACAGAUUAGUCACCAAGAAUCCACCAAGCUACAUCCAGAUGUUGUUGGACUGCAGCUCCCAGCAUCCCUCAUCAUUGGCUAUGCUGGUGAUACUUGCUUGCCAAGAAACAUCUGGGGGUUUGUAUGGGACUCACCUCUACUCUAACCACUACACCACAGUGACUCUUUUAUUGUAAUGUCAUACUUGUCCUUUGGUCCCAGGGGGAAAAAGGGACAGCCUCUGGGUCCCAUUAGGGGCCCAGUGUGUGGCCUUCAAAGCCCCACAGCAGAUGCCAAAGCUCCCAGACCCCCACUUAAAAAAAAAUAUCCUGGGAAAUUUUCCAUCAUCAAAUAUCCAGAAACAGAUCAAAGACGUUGCAAAACAUAGUGGAUUUGCUCUCGGACUUGCCAAAUGCUUGGGCUCUCCCCAAAUAUGAGGAAAUAAUGCCCCCAAUGGCAUAAAAUGAAAGCAAAAGUGAUGUGACCCCAUUUCCAGAAUGUCUGGUAUGGCUCACAGUGGGAGAAAGGAACCCAGUCCCUUCUUAGGGUUACUCUGCACAUAAGUGUAUUAUGCAAAUUGCUGCCAAUUUUCACACAUUUGCACUAAUUGUCCACUUUUCUGCACAAAUGUGCAUCUAUUCACCCCCGCACUCUGCAGAAAGCCCGAAUUCUCCCGAAUCAUGUGUGGCAGGAUCACAUUCUAUUCAAAUAGUAUGAGGGGUAUUUUGAAUGUGUAGACAAGACCUUAGUUUCCAGCCUCUUCCUUGAGAGUCUCACAUUUUUUGGAAAGGUGAGCCCUGGGUUCAAUUCCCCAUUCAGGUAAUGGCUGCCUAGUGUCUACCAACUACGAUGUCUUUCUGUAAUGGGCAAAGUGGUGCUAAAGGCCAUUCAGUCACUACAGCAGUUGGUGUUUUCCGUGCAUGAGUAACAUUUGAAGGCGUUACCAGGGCAUGCACUGUGGUAGGUGAUUGGAACCAGUGGCAUGGAUGCCAUAUGGAGGGAGCAUCUGUACUCCUACAUUGUUUGCCUCUUUCUAGAAUUACAGUUGUCUUUCUUGGUUGACAUAUGCGCAUUGAAUUCUCUUUGCAAGAUUCCCAUCUCAAUGUGCUGCCACGAUGCACCUUAGCGGGUUUUCAAUAAUCUGCCUUACAGUAACCAAAACUCAUAAAGCUUGCAUUCUUCCAAGGUUUACUAUCAUUGACAUACCCUCCAACAUUUCGCAGAUGAAAACUGGGGGACACAUACUGGCUCAAAAGGGUGCAUUUGACCAGGAAACUAGAGGCCUAAAGUUAUUAAGGAGGAACAUGCACCAAACUACCAUUUUAAGCAGAGAAACCCUGUAAUUUAAGUACUGAAAUUUGGAAAAGUAAGACUCUUUCCUCUCUGCUGAAUUAAUUGAGUACAAGUCCUUGUGCGCUUUGAAUGGAGUUUGCAGCAACUGAAGGACAUUGAGGCCAGUGGGGGAAAGUGGUAGGAAGGGAGAGAAACGGACAUUUUAAAACUGGCUGAGAAAGUAGGACUAUCCCUUCCAAAUUGGGACAGUUGGAGGGUAUGCACUGAUUCCUUUCUUUACUCUAGGAAGCAAAUAGGCACACAUCUCUAUAUACAGAUCAGAGGUUAAGAUUUGCAAUCACUCUGCAAACUGCUUGGCUUGAAUGCUUACAAAACAUCUGAUGAAGUGGGCAGGAGUGCUCAAAAGCUUAUGGAAAAUAAAACUUUUUGGUCUUUUGAG
Sceloporus undulatus (fence lizard) is the source of this 4089-nucleotide messenger RNA. RefSeq names its product hydroperoxide isomerase ALOXE3-like. The transcript has 14 exons. NCBI's taxonomy places the organism in Eukaryota, Metazoa, Chordata, Lepidosauria, Squamata, Phrynosomatidae. Gene Ontology annotation, molecular function: oxidoreductase activity, acting on single donors with incorporation of molecular oxygen, incorporation of two atoms of oxygen; protein binding; iron ion binding. Bases 89 to 2125 code for a protein of 678 amino acids. Gene Ontology annotation, biological process: linoleic acid metabolic process; lipid oxidation. The record is from RefSeq and is a predicted model, not a curated record.